Molecule: messenger RNA, 4677 nt
Organism: Hibiscus syriacus
Lineage: Eukaryota; Viridiplantae; Streptophyta; Magnoliopsida; Malvales; Malvaceae
Product: DExH-box ATP-dependent RNA helicase DExH7, chloroplastic
Exons: 35
Coding region: 97-4482 (1461 amino acids)
Cellular component (GO): intracellular anatomical structure
Molecular function (GO): ATP binding; RNA binding
Source: RefSeq, a predicted model, not a curated record
GUUUCGGUCAUCGCUCCAGAAAUUUUCUCUUCCUCUUGACCGAUUUCACUUCAAUCAUUCACUGCGUUUAACGCAAUCCCAAAGUGAAGCGAGAAUAUGGCCCCGAAAAAGAAGCCGCAAAACCAAAGCAGCCGAAAAGCCACUUCCGCUUCUUCUUCUUCUUCAUCUAAAGGCAAUCAAUCGUCAUCGUCUGCCCCGCGGCUUCAGAUAUCGGCGGAGAACGAGAACCGACUCCGUCGACUUUUACUCAACUCCGGUCACUCCACCCAAUCACAAAGCGAUCCGAAUCAUCCUCAAGAUUCUCUAUCCAAAGCUCAAAAGGCAAAGAAACUCAAAGCCGUUUACGAGAAGCUUUCUUGCGAAGGUUUUUCUAAUGAUCAAAUUGAACUGGCCCUCUCCUCUCUCAAGGACGGUGCUACUUUUGAAACCGCUCUCGAUUGGUUAUGCUUGAACUUACCUCGACAUGAGCUUCCUCUGAAGUUCUCGAGUGGAACUUCAUUGCAUUCAGAUGGAGGAGGGAAUAUUGGUGUUAUAUCAGUCGAAAAGGAAGACUGGACUCCUUCGGUGGAUGCAUCGACAAGGAUUAAAGAAAACUUACAUGGACUUUCUGUUAGAACCAAGGGCAGUGAAGAUGAGGAUUCUCUAAACACGUGUCAACCAUCACAAGCAGAUUGGAUUCGGCAAUAUAUGGAGCAACACGUGGAGGAUGAAUCCAAAACUUGGGAGGAUGAUGCAAGUGAUGAAGGUUCAGCCAAAGAGGUUUCUGGACCAAGGCCUUAUGAUGUUAUUGCAAAAGAAUACCAUGCAGCACGAUUAGAAGCGACAAAAGCUAAGGAAAAGAGGGAUAAAAAGGGCCAGGAAAGGGCAGGCAGUAUAAUCCGCAAACUCAAGCAAGAGUUAUCUGCCUUAGGAUUAUCAGAUGAUAUCUUAGCAUCAGAAAUUUUGCAUGAACGUGCAUCUGCUUGUGUGUCUGAGGCCACAGCCACUAGUUCCAUGCCUGAAGAGCAGGCUGAGAUAAUAUCUUUUGGGUAUGAAGAAGGCAAUUCUGCAGCCUCUGUGAUAACUUUGGGUGACACAACAGGCAGUGUAAAUGUCACAGAGACUUCUACCAAAUCUGUUCCUUCUUUAUUGCCUGAUCAAGAAAAGGGUGACUCCGAAAAUAUGUCAGAAGAUGUGGAGAUCGGUGAUUUCUUCUUAGAAGAAUCUCCAAUUAAUGAUGCUGUUGCUUCUGAAGUACUAAAAUUGCAGAAGAAAGAAAAGAUGAAAGAACUAUACAAUGAGAACAAUUUGGAGAAAUUGGAUGGAAUCUGGAAGAAGGGAGAAUCAAAAAAGAUUCCUAAGGCUGUUCUUCAUCAAUUAUGUCAAAGAUCAGGGUGGGAGGCACCAAAAUUUGAUAAAAUACCUGCCAAAGGUAAAGGUUUUGCUUAUUCUGUUAGUGUGUUACGUAAAGCUAGCGGGAGGGGCAAGAGCAGAAAAGCUGGGGGGCUAAUCACCCUUCAGCUUCCUAAUGAGCAAGAAGCUUUUGAAUCUGCUGAGGAUUCACAGAACAGAGUUGCAGCAUUUGCUCUUUGUCAGUUGUUUCCAGAUCUUCCAAUUCAGCUAAUAGUCACUGAGCCAUAUUCUUCUCUCAUUUUUCAAUGGAAAGGAGGGGAAUCAUUGACCAAAAUAGAAGACAGUGAGGCAGAUCGAAGGGCUGGUUUUGUGGAUCGGUUAUUGAGUGCCGAUGAUUCCAGGUCAAAGGCUCCUAGUCAUGAUACUAAUUAUUUUGCUUUAGAAGAGCUCCAGAAGACCUACAUUGAAGAUAAUAAAGUCCCUAUUUCUUCUGUAGCUGAUCCAAUAUCUGAAAGGAGAAGCCAUGCAAAAGAAGCAGAAAGUUUAUAUUUGAGACAGGAAGCAGAAAAGAUAAAGCAUACACAGAAAUUCAAGGAGAUGUUGAAAACUAGAGCUGCUCUUCCUAUUGCUGGGUUGAAAAAUUACAUUUUGCAACUGCUAAAGGAAAAUGAUGUUCUUGUUGUUUGUGGUGAAACAGGAUCUGGAAAAACUACGCAGGUUCCUCAGUUUAUAUUGGAUGAUAUGAUCGAAUCGAGACAUGGUGCAGAUUGUAAUAUAAUAUGCACGCAACCAAGGAGAAUAGCGGCAAUUUCUGUUGCUGAGCGAGUUGCUGAUGAGCGUUGUGAACCAUCUCCUGGUUCUAAUGGGUCUUUGGUUGGUUAUCAAGUUCGUCUAGAAAAUGCUAGGAAUGAGAAGACAAAGCUUCUUUUUUGUACAACUGGUAUUCUUCUGAGGAAACUUGCAGGGGAUAAAAGCUUGACUGGUGUUACUCACAUUAUAGUUGAUGAAGUACAUGAACGGUCUCUUUUGGGUGAUUUUCUACUCAUUGUUCUGAAGAACCUGAUUGAGAAGCAAUCUGCCUCUACCACACCCAAACUGAAAAUUAUUCUUAUGUCUGCAACGGUUGAUUCUGAUUUAUUCUCAAAAUAUUUUGGUCUUUGCCCGGUGAUUACUGCACAAGGCCGGACACAUCCUGUGACAACUUGCUUUCUUGAGGAUAUAUAUGAAAGUAUCAAUUAUCACCUUGCUUCAGAUUCUCCUGCUUCUCUAAGAAAUGAAACAUCCACAAGGGAUAUGAGAGGUCCGGUGAACAAUCGUAGAGGAAAGAAAAAUCUUGUCUUGUCUGCAUGGGGUGAUGAUUCCAUGCUUUCGGAGGAGUAUGUAAAUCCUAAUUACAUUUCAAGUAAUUAUCAAACAUAUAGCGGGCAAACACAACAGAAUUUGAAAAGACUGAAUGAAGAUAUUAUUGAUUAUGAUUUGCUUGAAGAUUUAGUUUGUCAUGUAGAUGAAACAUGUGACAAGGGUGCUAUACUAAUCUUUUUGCCGGGAGUUGUAGAAAUUCAUAUGUUACUUGAUAGGCUAGCUGCUGCUUAUCGAUUUGCUGGACCAUCUUCUGACUGGCUUCUGCCUCUACAUUCAUCAAUCGCAUCGGAUGAGCAGAAAAAGGUUUUUUUAAAUCCUCCUGAUGGUAUACGAAAGAUUAUUGUAGCUACAAACAUUGCGGAGACUAGCAUAACAAUUGAUGACGUAGUCUAUGUGAUCGACUGUGGAAAGCAUAAAGAGAAUCGUUAUAAUCCCCAAAAGAAAUUAUCAAGCAUGGUUGAAGAUUGGAUUUCUCGAGCAAACGCUAAGCAACGGAGAGGAAGAGCUGGCCGUGUUAAGCCUGGAAUUUGCUUCUGUUUGUAUACACGGCAUAGAUUUGAAAAGCUCAUGCGUCCAUAUCAAGUGCCUGAAAUGCUUCGGAUGCCUUUAGUAGAGCUCUGUUUACAAAUUAAGCUACUUAACCUAGGUCAGAUAAAGCCUUUCUUAUCCAAGGCUUUGGAGCCACCCAAGGAAGAAGCUAUGAACUCUGCCAUUUCAUUGUUAUAUGAGGUUGGUGCCGUUGAGAGAGAUGAAGAGUUGACACCUCUAGGGCAUCAUUUGGCAAAGCUUCCUGUUGAUGUGUUGAUCGGAAAGAUGCUGCUCUAUGGUGGAAUAUUUGGCUGCUUAUCGCCCAUUCUGUCUAUCUCUGCAUUUCUCAGCUAUAAGUCUCCAUUUUUAUAUCCAAAGGAUGAGAAACAGAAUGUUGAAAGAGCUAAAUUGGCUUUGCUAAGUGACAAGCUGGACGAAUCUAGCAAUUUAAAUGAUGCUGAGAGGCUGUCUGACCACUUGCUAAUGAUGGUUGCAUAUAGGAAGUGGGAAAAGAUUUUCCGUGAGAAAGGAGUAAAAGCUGCUCAGCAGUUUUGCAAGAAGUACUUUUUAAGCAGUUCGGUUAUGUCCAUGACAAGAGACAUGAGAAUACAAUUUGGAACACUGCUAGCAGAUAUAGGAUUCAUCAAUCUUCCAACUAAUCUUCAGAUUGGGAGAAAAAGGAAGGAGAACCUUGAUGGUUGGUUUUCAGAUUACUCACAACCAUUCAAUAUGCAUUCACAUCAUUCUGCAGUUGUGAAGGCAAUACUAUGUGCUGGUUUAUACCCCAAUGUCGCUGCUACGGAGCUGGGCAUUACUGAAGCAGCUCUCAACAGACUUAAACCUAAUCCUACAACAAAGGGCCAUCCAGUCUGGUAUGAUGGAAGACGAGAGGUUCAUAUACACCCUACUUCCAUUAACAGUAGCUUGAAAUCCUUUCAACAUCCAUUUCUCGUCUUCCUUGAAAAGGUUGAAACCAACAAAGUCUUUCUGCGAGAUACUACCAUCAUAUCUCCCUUCUCUAUUUUGCUGUUUGGUGGGUUAAUUAACAUUCAGCAUCAGUCUGGAUUGGUUGCUAUAGAUGGAUGGCUAAAGUUGACAGCGCCUGCUCAAACUGCUGUUCUGUGCAAGGAACUUAGAUCUGCUCUUCAUUCAAUUUUGCAGGAGCUGAUUAGAAAGCCUGAGAAUGCUACGAUUGUAGAUAAUGAGGUAGUGAAGUCUAUGGUUCAUUUGCUGCUAGAAGAAGACAAACCUCCAAAAUAGUUCAGCACCGUAGGUAUGUUGCUUCGAGCUUUUAAGUUAUGGUGGCUAAACUGCAACUACAUAUAUUUUUGAGAAGUGAUCACUGGAAGUAUGCAAGUGAGGUUGAGUUUAAAGGCUCGCCCUUGGUAGCAUCCGAGUUCUCAAAGGAAUUUUCUUUCGCUUAAAUAUUCUGUUGGCCUUGUUUAUUUAUUUCAU